UAAUCUCAGUGACCACUUGCCAGUUGCCAGUGUCAGUGUAGUAUUGUGGUUACAACGUGCGAUCGUUCACAUGUGACUAGCGCGUGUCGAUAAAGAAAUUUAUAUAUAGAUAAAGAAAAAAAUCUCCUCGAUAAGAAUGACCCCGCCAGCUUCAGAUGACGUGGAACCACCGGAGAUAGUGGUAUUGGAUGGUGGAUUCUCCACUCAGCUCUCUUGUCACGUUGGUCACGUUAUUGACGGUGAUCCUUUGUGGAGUGCCCGAUUUCUUCACACACAUCCUAACGAAGUUGUCAAUGCACAUCUUGAUUUUCUACGCGCUGGGGCCAACUUGAUAAUAACAAACACAUACCAAGCGUCUGUCGACGGAUUCGUGGAGCACCUGGGAGUCACAGCUGACGAAGGAUAUGAUCUCAUAAAAAGAGCUGCAGAGCUGGCGAAAAAGGCACGUGAUUUAUACAUGGAGGAAUAUGAAGAAUAUAUACAAUCAGAUCACGUACCCAUAGUUGUGGGAUCUGUGGGGCCGUACGGGGCACAUCUUCACGACGGAUCUGAAUAUGAUGGCAGCUACGCCGACACCACUACAGUAGAGUCAAUGCGCGAAUGGCACUUACCGCGGAUUCGUGCACUAGUGGAAGCUGGAGUGGAACUGCUGGCGUUGGAAACCAUCCCUUGUCAGGAAGAGGCAGAAAUGUUGUGCGAACUUUUACGAGAAUAUCCUGGUAUGAAAGCUUGGCUUUCAUUUAGUUGUAAGGAUGACCAGAGCAUCGCCCACGGAGAAAGUUUUCAAAAGGUAGCGAAAAAGUGUUGGAGCCUUAACCCCGAGCAGUUGGUAGCGGUCGGCGUUAAUUGCUGCUCUCCGUCAUACGUAGGAAAAUUAUUGAAGGGAAUCAAUGACGACCGGCCGGACGAUCCCAUACCACUAAUUGUUUAUCCUAACUCAGGCGAAAAGUACAACCCACAGAUUGGGUGGAUAGACAGGGAUAAAUGCGAGCCUGUAGAAGUGUAUAUACAGGAAUGGCUGGAUAUGGGUGUGCGGUACGUAGGAGGAUGUUGCCGGACCUAUGCUGCAGAUGUUUCCAGAAUACGAAACCAGGUGCACUGCUGGCGGGAUCGCUGGCGUUUCCAGCAUAAAUAUUCAAAGACUCAGAACUCUUAAAAUGUGUUUAUGAUUUAAGGACUUAACGGACCUCAUAGUAGUUUUAUCUAAAGUUUACAAAUAUAUGUUUAUAACAGUUAUAUUAAUAAAACGCUAAUAAAUUA
Pieris rapae (cabbage white) is the source of this 1260-nucleotide messenger RNA. RefSeq names its product homocysteine S-methyltransferase YbgG. Gene Ontology annotation, biological process: S-methylmethionine cycle. The transcript is spliced from 7 exons. The coding region runs from base 137 to 1156 and encodes 339 amino acids. The record is from RefSeq and is a predicted model, not a curated record. Gene Ontology annotation, molecular function: zinc ion binding; S-adenosylmethionine-homocysteine S-methyltransferase activity. Lineage: Eukaryota; Metazoa; Arthropoda; Insecta; Lepidoptera; Pieridae.